Penicillium roqueforti is the source of this 1254-nucleotide messenger RNA. RefSeq names its product serine/threonine-protein phosphatase 2A activator. The record is from RefSeq and is a predicted model, not a curated record. Gene Ontology annotation, biological process: mitotic spindle organization. Gene Ontology annotation, cellular component: protein phosphatase type 2A complex; cytoplasm; nucleus. Gene Ontology annotation, molecular function: protein tyrosine phosphatase activator activity; peptidyl-prolyl cis-trans isomerase activity. NCBI's taxonomy places the organism in Eukaryota, Fungi, Ascomycota, Eurotiomycetes, Eurotiales, Aspergillaceae. The transcript has a single exon. The coding region runs from base 1 to 1254 and encodes 417 amino acids.
AUGGCGUCACAGGCACCUUUACCAUCUCCUACGGGGAAGGUCGAUCUCUCGAAAAAGCUCUCUGAGUUACGGUCAAAUAGCCGAAGGGGAAACCCCAGUUCCCGAGAUCUGACUCCAGCAACCCCUCCUCUCCCUUCGCCGCCCGACCUCUCCGGCCACCAGUACCAGCAACCAAUCCGCCGCAUCCUAUCUUCUAAAGACCAUGAGCUCUUCCUCGCAUCGCCGACCUAUAAACUUGUCCUCGCCUUUAUAUUCGGGCUAACUGAUUCUGUGCGGGGGCAUUCUAUCCCGGACCUCCAGAAAAAGCCUCAAUCCGAAUCCAUCUCCAAGGUCCUCUCAGUCAUCACUCAAAUACGCGCCCUCCUAGCCAAAAACCCGCCAAUUGACCAGGGUGGAUCCCGAUUCGGCAACCCCGCCUUCCGAGCAUUGUGCGACGAUGUAAGCGCCCAGAGCGCAUCAUGGCACACCAACAUUCUGGGGUUGAAAGACUCUGGCGCAAUCGAAGAAGCGUCGACAUAUUUAAUCCACUGCCUGGGCUCACGGGAGCGGAUUGACUACGGCUCCGGCCAUGAACUCAACUUCAUGAUGUGGCUGCUAUGCCUGUACCAGCUAGGUCUUCUCCCCGCCAGCGACUUCCCCGCUGUCGUGAUCAAGGUCUAUGUCGAGUACAUGCAUCUCAUGCGCGAGAUCCAGUCAGCUUACUACCUCGAGCCUGCUGGAUCGCACGGUGUCUGGGGUCUGGAUGACUACCAUUUCCUGCCGUUCUUGUUCGGAGCUAGCCAGCUUGUCGGGCACCCGUAUAUUACUCCGCUGGGUAUUCAUAACACAGCUACUUUAGAUGAAGAGGGUGAUAACUAUCUCUAUCUGGAUCAGGUCCGAUGGGUUGAGAGUGUCAAAUUGGUGAAGGGACUGCGUUGGCAUAGCCCAAUGCUGGACGAUAUCUCUGGUUCUAAGAAUUGGGCCAAGGUUGAGAGCGGCAUGAAGAAGAUGUUCGUUAAGGAAGUGCUGGGAAAACUUCCUAUUAUGCAACAUUUCUUGUUCGGAAGUCUUAUACCUGCUGCCGAAGGCAUGACCGAUUCUUCUGAGAGAGAUGCUGAGCAUGAGCAUGCCCAUGGCCACGACCAUCCUCACGAGAGUUCAGACUGGUUCGGUGACUGCUGCGGCAUCAAGGUACCCAGUACCGUGGCUGCGGGCGCUGAGAUGCGUAAGCGUAUGGGCGGCGGAUCGGACCUGCGCCCAAUUCCUUUCGAUUAA